AUGAAUGGACAUGAGUACAACUAUGGUUACUACCUUGCCGACGGCAUCUACCCCUCCUUGCCGGUGUUCAUGAAAGGUGUUACUCUUCCACAAAGUGAAAAACAUCGACUGUUCACUGCUGCUCAAUCAGCUUGGCGCAAAGAUGUCGAGUGUGCCUUUGGAGUGCUGAAGGCUAGGUUCAACAUUCUAGCAGUUCCGGGACGCUCCUACUCGAGGCGUACUCUUGGGUUGAUCAUGCGUGCAUGUGUCAUUCUGCACAACAUGAUCAUCGAUGAUGAGCGUGAUAUAAAUUUGGAGAACAUCUAUGAGACAGUUGAUUCCAAUGUCGGCCCUGCGAUACACAACCAUGCACCACCAAGCCUAGCUGCCAGGAUUCAGAUGGACAACGAAAUGAGGGACUCACCUUUUAUACACAGCUCCAGCAUGAUUUGA
Molecule: messenger RNA, 432 nt
Organism: Lolium perenne
Lineage: Eukaryota; Viridiplantae; Streptophyta; Magnoliopsida; Poales; Poaceae
Source: RefSeq, a predicted model, not a curated record